Molecule: messenger RNA, 3460 nt
Organism: Nothobranchius furzeri (turquoise killifish)
Lineage: Eukaryota; Metazoa; Chordata; Actinopteri; Cyprinodontiformes; Nothobranchiidae
Gene: pdpr
Product: pyruvate dehydrogenase phosphatase regulatory subunit
Cellular component (GO): mitochondrial matrix; cytoplasm; mitochondrion
Molecular function (GO): protein binding; oxidoreductase activity
Source: RefSeq, a predicted model, not a curated record
CCAAAACAAAUGGCUUUAACUUUGAAAGGUCACACCGGAAGUAAUGACUUACCGCAGCAAACCAUAUUUUAAGGACUUUCGUGGUUUUUAGUCAUUUUCUUGUUGUCGCUGCUGAUUUUCAACUAUUACAACGCCAGGGCUUGGUUGAUUCGGAAGCACAGCCAUGUGCAGCUGUGUGCGGAGCUCCAGAGCUCUGUCCCCUGCCCUGCUGCCCAGGCUGCUGCGUCCUCAGACGGGGGUCAUGCUGGCCGACAGGAGCCUCAAGACCUCCUCUCAGUGUCUGGCUGUCGGCGGGGACUCCGCGCUGUCCCCUUUGCCCAGCCAGGCCCGGGUAGUCAUCUGUGGAGGAGGGAUCGUGGGAACAUCAGUGGCCUACCACCUGGCUAAACUGGGCUGGACUGAUGUUGUGCUGCUUGAGCAGGGCAGACUCGGUGCAGGAACAACCAGGCUGUGUGCUGGCAUUGUGAGCAUGGCUAAGCCCAUCUCUAUUGAAUGCCAGAUGGCCAACUACUCCAUUAGUCUUUACCAGCAGCUGGAGGAAGAGACGGGGAUUAAAACAGGCUACGUGAAGACAGGUUCUGUGUGUUUGGCACAAAAUCAAGAUCGCUUCAUCUCCCUUAAGCGUCUGGCAUCGAGACUUAGGGUGUUGGGCAUCAAUUGUAACAUCAUUAAACCUAAAGAGGUGGCCAAACUUCACCCUCUUGUUAACAUACAUGACCUGGUGGGGGCGCUCCACCUCCCCUCCGAUGCUGUGGUGUCUUCGCCUGAUGUCAACCACGCCCUGGCUGUAGCUGCUGCGGGACAAGGGGUUCAGAUCCUGGAGCGAACCAGUGUACAGCAGGUUGUGGUGGAGAAGGGCCACGUGAUGGCUGUUGAGACGGAUCGAGGCUCCAUCGAGUGUGAAUAUUUCGUUAACUGUGCCGGCCAGUGGGCCUACGAGCUGGGCCAGGCUAGUGAGGUGAAGGUGUCAGUUCCUCUCCAUGGCUGUGAGCACUUCUAUCUCCUCACCAAACCUCUACAGGAGCAGCUUUCACCCAAUGCGCCAGUGGUAAUUGAUAUGGAUGGGCGGUUAUAUGCCAGGCCGUGGCAGGGGGGCCUUCUGUCUGGAGGCUUUGAGAAGAACCCCAAACCCAUCUUCACUGAGGGCCGGAACCAGCUGGAGAUCCAGAACAUGCAAGAGGACUGGGAUCAUUUUGAGCCGAUGCUCAGCGCCCUCCUGAGGAGGAUGCCGAGCCUGGAGUCGGCUGAGAUCCACCAGCUGGUCAACUGUCCAGAGUCCUUCACGCCUGACAUGCGCUGUCUGAUGGGGGAAACACCAGGGGUGUCGGGCUACUAUGUGCUGGCAGGAAUGAACUCCUCGGGCUUGGCCUUCGCUGGAGGAGCUGGGAAGUACCUGGCUGAGUGGAUGACCUAUGGCUACCCCACUGCCAAUGUUUGGCCGCUGGACAUCAAACGCUUUGGAAACCUGCAGAGCAGCCGAACCUUCCUGCGACACAGGGUCAUGGAGGUCAUGCCUUUGCUGUUUGAGCUGAAGGUUCCACGGUGGGACUUUCAGACUGGCCGUCAGCUGAGGACGAGUCCACUCUACGACCGUCUGGACACCCAAGGAGCUCGCUGGAUGGAGAAACACGGCUUUGAAAGACCCAAAUAUUUUGUUCCACCUGGGAAAGAUCUGCUGUCUCUAGACCAGAGUAAGACCUUCUACAAGCCAGACUGGUUUGACAUCGUUGGAGCAGAAGUGAAAUGCAGCAAAGAGGCUGUGUGUGUCAUCGACAUGUCGUCCUUCACCAAGUUUGAGCUGACUUCAACAGGAGACCAGGCCUUGGAGCUGCUGCAGUACUUGUGUGCCAAUGACCUGGAUGUUCAUGUCGGACACAUCGUCCACACGGGCAUGCUGAACGAGCGAGGCGGCUAUGAGAACGACUGCAGCGUGGUCCGCCUCAGCAAGAACAGCUUCUUUAUCAUCUCUCCAACGGACCAGCAGGUCCACUGUUGGGCCUGGAUAAAGAAGCACAUGCCCAGCGACCCACAUCUCCACCUGGAGGAUGUCAGCUGGAAGUACACAGCUCUGAAUCUGAUCGGACCUCGGGCGAUGGACGUCCUGGCUGAGCUGUCGUAUGUUUCCAUGACGCCUGAUCACUUCCCCUCCAUGUUCUGUAAGGAGAUGAGUGUGGGCUACGCCAAUGGGAUCAGAGUAAUGAGCAUGACUCACACUGGAGAACCAGGCUUCAUGCUCUACAUCCCCAUAGAGUACGCGCUACACGUCUACAAUGAGGUGAUGUCGGUGGGUCAGAAGUAUGGCGUCCGUAACGCCGGCUACUACGCUCUGAGGAGCCUUCGCAUCGAGAAAUUCUUCGCCUUCUGGGGUCAGGACCUGGACGCCUUCACCACACCACUGGAGUGUGGACGAGAGUUCAGGGUCAAGUUUGACAAGGACACCGCCUUCCUUGGUCGUGAGGCGUUGCUGCAGCAGCGUCAGGAAGGCGUGUUCCGGCGGUUUGUCAUGCUGGUUCUGGAGGACCACGACACCGAGCUGGACCUGUGGCCAUGGUGGGGAGAGCCUGUCUACCGGAACGGUCUGCUGGCUGGGACCACCACCAGCAGCGCCUACAGCUACACUCUAGAGCGCCAUGUCUGCCUGGGCUUUGUGUCCCCUCCCCCUGGCGCAGAGGGGCUCCCCACCCCCAUCACCCCUGACUUCAUCAACCGCGGAGACUACGAGGUGGACAUUGCCGGGCAGCGCUAUCCGGCCAAAGCCAAACUCUACCCCUUUAGCUCCCUCUUUGCUCAACAGAAACGGAGAAAGGAAGACAUGGAGCUGAGUAACCUCCAGGGAAAGUGAGACGGGGGGAUGAGGUCUCCGUCUGAGACACUCCAUCAGGUCACCACGUCCACGCCGUGCCAGAUGCUCACUCCUUACUUGUUCCUGUAAAACUUAUUUCCAAACAGCGGUCUGCUUUUAACGUGCAAUAUGAGAUGUUUGAUCGAUGCCUCCGUCUCAGUCCUGCUUCCCUGCUGCACAUGCGGACACAUCCAGAUGUUUUCUGAUUGUGUUUCAGUUAUUUUAGGGCUUCGUGAAUGAAUCAGACAGAAAUGUGCGACGUGGCCAAUGCUGCUGUAAUAAUACACGAGUUCAGAGACUUUACCCUCUUCCCUGCUCCCAGCCCCACAACACAAUACUUAAAAUCAGAAAAUGAGGCUUUAAGCAUUAAACAAGCCUGAGGAAUGGAUGAAUAAUGUGUUGCAGUUCCGCCUCCAGCCCCGGUAACGUGUGCUGGAUGUGUGCCGAGCCCGUGAUGAACCCGUCGUCUGACCUGAGACUUAUUUAUGUUCCAUGUUUGUGCACUUUGGAGGCUUUUGUGCAGUUUUGGUGGCUAACGAGUCCUAGCAUAAAUGAUUUUAGAUGGUUGUGUAAAGGAAGGAUUUCACUGCUGGUUGAAAUAAAAAAUGUAUUUUUGUA